Pseudocercospora fijiensis CIRAD86 is the source of this 2019-nucleotide messenger RNA. RefSeq lists its product as uncharacterized. The coding region runs from base 1 to 2019 and encodes 672 amino acids. NCBI's taxonomy places the organism in Eukaryota, Fungi, Ascomycota, Dothideomycetes, Mycosphaerellales, Mycosphaerellaceae. The transcript is spliced from 4 exons. The record is from RefSeq and is a predicted model, not a curated record.
AUGGCUUUCGCGCCGACGGAGCUCCGCCCUUUCCUGGUACCAUUCGAUUCUACAUGCACUAGGGCGACGUUGCCUUCGUCUUGUGGCACCGAGGAAGACUUCUUUAGAGUCGUUCGUGACUCCUCUUUUCACUCCUCUACCUCUUCUCCAGCCAUCAUUGAAAUCUUUGCCUGUGCUAAUAUCCAACCGAGAUUAUCUUGCAUGCCAGAGGCGGCCGGCUGGUCGAACCAUGACCAAUUUGAUGUCGGCGACUGGUCAGAUCAUCAUCCGCGGACUGAAAUCCGAGAACCUACUCAACAAGCCAAGAAUAAGAAUGGCAAGAACAAGAACGACAAGAAUUCUUCAGUCGAGACCAGGUAUGAAGGCUUCUAUCUGGAAAGGGCAGAGCCACUAGCUGGUGAGCGACCAAGCUGGGCACGAGUCGGUCGGCGCACAAUGCCUUUUGAUGAUGCUAAGCUUGCCGAGAUCUCACGCAAGCACAGAGUGUACAGGAACAUUGGCCCAGCGAAAGCAUUCUCUGCUUUGAGUUCCUCGCAGCAAGGUGUCGUUGGAAGACUCAUAGCCGACCGCCAGGCAAAUGAGAAGAACAAGGAUGCGGAAUGGGUGCUGGAAUAUGUCAAGCCAACCAUCGAAAAGGAUUACUGGAAGCGCGUGACGAGGUGUACCAAGAUUGCAGUCAUCAUCAGACGUCAGCAGAGGAAUGGUUCUUCGAAAGACGCUCAGGGUUAUGCAAAAGGUACCACGACAUAUGCAGCCGGCGAAAUCAUCGACCUCGCCGAUCCUCUUCCCCAAAAGAGAGAAGAGAAAGGCGACAAGAAGGCAAAGAAGCACAGUAAACAGCAAGAUAUCCAUGACAUCGACGAUAUUGGUCCUAUGUCAGACCCGUUUGCUUCGCUGGGGCGCGAUCACAUCAUUGAUGUUCCUCCUAAUAUGCCCGGUCAAGGAGGACACCAUGGAAAUCAGCAACACCCACCUAUGCAAGCGUUUGGACCACCUCCAGGCGCCAUACCGGUGGAUGCUCCAUUUCCGCCUCCAAUAUUUCCUCACGAACAGCACCCACGUCCUCACUCGGGUCAUGGAGCUAAUCCAUUUCAACCGCAUCGAGAAUUCGAUACACCUGAUCUUUAUGAGGAGCACCGCGGCGGCUUUGGACCUGACUUUGGUCGCAACCCUCGCCUGCAGGCUCGCACGCCAGUACACAUAGAGGAUGAGGGCCGCCGCUCACGCUCAAGGGCUCGUUCGGCCUCGCGACGUCGCGAUGAAGACUUCCGACGCCAGCAACAAUUGGAGCGAGAGAUCGAGGACCAGCGCGAGGAAGACAGACAGCAACGUGAAGAGGAUCGCCGCCAGCAACGCGCUAAUCAACGCCGUAUUGAGACCAAGAUGGACGAGCUCGGGGCCAGAUUUGAAGAUCUCGAAGUCCAGAAUACUCACAACAAAGUCAAUGCUUGGCACAACCGUGACUCUUCCAGUGAAGAAUCAUAUCGCGAAAGACGCGACCGAAGAGACUUCUGGGGAGACGACGACACAAGAGCUUCGUUCACUCCACCUUCGAGCCCCGGACGCAGCGAGAUCUAUCCCAGCGGUAGUCUUGGCGGGAGACGACCGAUCAAGGAGUACCGCGACAUCAGAGGCUAUCCGCAGGAGCGUCGCCGCUCUGCUGGGUAUCGGGAUACACAAACAUUUAUCGAGCCCCACCGGAAUCGCAGGAACAACAUUGACUUGCCACCAAGAGCUCCUUCUCCAGGCCGAUACAUGCGACGACCUCCUUUGAUUCAUGCUGCGACUUUUGAUGACUACCCUCGCGAGCCUGUUGCGCAGCGUUUAUUACCAGAGUUUGAGAACCAGGAGUUUCCUCGAGCGCAAUUCGGAGGUGGGAGGGAUAGAGAUAGGCGCAGAGGUGAUCGCGUGUAUGACAGAGUGACUAGAAGAAAUACUGUCGACUACAGUCGACCACGCCGGAAUGAUGAUGGAUUUGCGGAACGUGGUGGGAUGCGUCGUGAUCAAAUCUUUCGAUAG